Molecule: messenger RNA, 3096 nt
Organism: Osmerus eperlanus (European smelt)
Lineage: Eukaryota; Metazoa; Chordata; Actinopteri; Osmeriformes; Osmeridae
Gene: adarb1b
Product: adenosine deaminase RNA specific B1b
Exons: 10
Coding region: 342-2591 (749 amino acids)
Biological process (GO): adenosine to inosine editing; RNA processing
Cellular component (GO): nucleolus; cytoplasm
Molecular function (GO): tRNA-specific adenosine deaminase activity; double-stranded RNA binding; double-stranded RNA adenosine deaminase activity
Source: RefSeq, a predicted model, not a curated record
UAGGCUCUGCUCCAUUUAAAGAUACCCCCCUCCCUUUGUGAGUUUCCACCUCCCCUCUCUGUCUAUCGCCGCCCCUCUCCAGUGCUAACAAGGAAGGCGGACAGAGGGAUGGCAAGUGUUGGACUUCAGCAGCUAGUUCAUACAUUUUAUUCACUAAAAGUAAUUUUGGGGGUUUGGGUGCAGAUUCGCCAGACGUUGCAGUUACAUAAACUUAUACUAUGAGUGAUUGAGUGUUUGAAGUGCUAGUUUAGCAACCAGACUUGAUCAGUACUGGAGCUAGCACCGGCCAGGGACCAGUGCAGAACAGCCAGCCAGCGUCAGUGAGAGCAGGGAAAAAGACCAUGGCCCUCGCUAGCGGCCACCAGGGCCCAGCCUCCUAUUACUGCCUCAUCCGCCGCAGGUUCAAGAGAAGACGCAAGAAACGCAGCGAGCGCAAAGGUGGUGUGCGUGCUGGCCAUCCCCGGUGCCAGCCCAAACUCUUCACCAUGGAUGUGGAUGAAGAGGAGAACAUGAGUUCGAGCAGCACUGAUGUCAAGGAAAAUCGCAAUCUGGACAACGUGUCCUCCAAAGAGGGGGCCGCGGGAGCUGAGCAGCUCCCCAACGGCAGCGGGGGGGGCAGCGGGGGGGGCAGGAAGCGCCCCCUGGAGGAGGGCAACAACAGCCACGCACACUCCAAGUUCCGACCCAAGAAGCGGAAGAAAACCCCUGGGCCGGUCUUGCCCAAGAACGCGCUCAUGCAGCUGAAUGAGAUCAAACCGGGACUACAGUAUAAGCUCCUGUCCCAGACCGGCCCAGUCCAUGCCCCUGUGUUUGUCAUGACCGUUGAGGUAAAUGGACAGCUGUUUGAAGGCACAGGCCCGACUAAGAAGAAGGCAAAGCUCAAUGCAGCCGAGAAGGCGCUGCGUUCCUUUGUACAGUUCCCUAACGCCUCAGAGGCACACCUGGCCAUGGGGCGGACUCUGACAGUCAACACAGACUUCACGUCUGACCAGGCUGACUUCCCAGAUAUGCUUUUCAACGGGUUUGAGACGCCAGCUGUGCCAGAGGACUCCUUCUACCUGGGCUCUAACGGCAGCAACUCCUUCCCUUCCCUUGGGGAGUUCCCCCUCCCUGUGCCACCAGGCAGCAACCUCGUCCAAGCCCCCUUGCCCCCCCCCUCCUCCUUCAGCUCCCCCUCCAGCGGCAAGAACCCCGUCAUGAUCCUCAACGAGCUCCGGCCCGGCCUCAAGUACGACUUUGUGUCCGAAAGUGGCGAAAGCCAUGCCAAGAACUUUGUCAUGUCUGUGACGGUGGACACACAAACAUUUGAGGGCUCAGGACGCAACAAGAAGCUGGCCAAGGCCCGAGCUGCCCAGGCAGCCCUGUCAGCACUCUUCAACAUGCAGCUAGACCAGACCCCCUCCCGCCAGCCCAUACCCAGAGAGGGGCUGCAGCUACACCUGCCUCAGGUUUUGGCAGAUGCCGUCUCUCGUCUGGUGGUGGAUAAGUUCAGCGAGCUGACCGACAACUUCACCUCCCCCCACGCACGUCGAAAAGUCCUGGCGGGGGUAGUCAUGACAACAGGCACAGAUGUCAAAGAGGCUCAGGUCAUAUGCGUCUCCACGGGGACAAAGUGCAUCAACGGCGAGUACAUGAGCGACCGCGGCCUGGCGCUCAACGACUGCCAUGCGGAGAUCAUCGCCCGCCGGUCGCUCAUCCGGUACCUCUACACACAGUUGGAGUUCUUCCUCAGCAACAACAAGGAAGAUCAUCACAAGUCUAUCUUUAUACGGUGUGAGAAGAGAGGGUACCGGUUAAAAGACAAUGUUCAGUUCCACCUCUACAUCAGCACUUCACCUUGUGGAGACGCCAGAAUCUUCUCACCGCAUGAGGCUGGCAUGGAAGAUCAAGGGGACCGGCAUCCCAACCGUAAAGCCAGGGGACAGCUGCGCACCAAGAUUGAGUCUGGGGAGGGCACCAUCCCUGUGCGCUCCAGCAACACCCUCCAGACAUGGGAUGGGGUGCUACAGGGGGAGAGGCUGCUCACCAUGUCCUGCAGUGACAAGAUUGCACGGUGGAAUGUGGUGGGUAUCCAGGGCUCACUGAUGAGUUACUUCUCAGAGCCCAUCUACUUCUCCAGCAUCAUCCUGGGCAGCCUGUACCACGCGGACCACCUGUCCCGCGCCAUGUACCAGCGCAUCGCAGACAUUGAGGACCUGCCCCAGCAGUUCAACCUCAACAGACCCCUGCUCAGCGGUAUCAGCAACGCAGAGGCCAGGCAGCCGGGCAAGGCGCCCAACUUCAGUGUAAACUGGGCCGUGGGUGACCAGAUGCUGGAGGUCAUCAAUGCCACCACAGGCAAAGACGACCUGGGCCGCGCCUCGCGCCUCUGCAAGCACGCCCUGUACAGUCGCUGGGUGCGCUUGCACUCCAAGCUCUCGUCCACGCUGAGGAUCAAGGUGCCCAAGCCCAGUUUGUACCAUGAGGCCAAACAGGAAGCACUGGAGUAUCACUCUGCCAAGCAGACCCUCAUCAAGGCCUUCCACAAGGCUGGCCUGGGAGCCUGGGUGAAGAAGCCCAUUGAGCAGGACCAGUUCAGCCUGACUUCUUGAGGAGAGGACAACUUCCACACCCUCCACACACCACACCCUCCACACACCGCACCCUCCACACACCGCACCCUCCACACACCGCACCCUCCACACACCGCACCCUCCACACACCGCACCCUCCACACACCACAUCAUCCACACACCACAUCCUCCACACACCGCACCAUCCACACACCGCACCCUCCACACACCGCACCCUCCACACACCACAUCAUCCACACACCACAUCCUCCACACACCACACCAUCCACACACUACACCCUCCACACACUACACACUCCACACACCACACCAUCCACACACUACACUCUCCACACACCACACCAUCCACACACUACACCCUCCACACACUACACACUCCACACACCACACCAUCCACACACUACACUCUCCACACACCACACCAUCCACACACUACACCCUCCACACACUACACACUCCACACACCACACCAUCCACACACUACACUCUCCACACACCACACACACUCUCCACACACCCCACC